This is a messenger RNA of Seriola dumerili (greater amberjack), 3284 nucleotides long. It is a transcript of the gene prkacba, whose product is annotated as protein kinase cAMP-activated catalytic subunit beta. Gene Ontology annotation, cellular component: cAMP-dependent protein kinase complex; nucleus. Gene Ontology annotation, biological process: peptidyl-serine phosphorylation. Gene Ontology annotation, molecular function: cAMP-dependent protein kinase activity; ATP binding. The transcript is spliced from 11 exons. NCBI's taxonomy places the organism in Eukaryota, Metazoa, Chordata, Actinopteri, Carangiformes, Carangidae. The record is from RefSeq and is a predicted model, not a curated record. Bases 269 to 1333 code for a protein of 354 amino acids.
ACGACAGCAGGCAGAGGUGAAAAGUCUGGAUCAUGUUUUCAUUCCAGCGGAGGCAUACUUGAACGACAAAGGACAUUGUAAAUAAAGACCAACAAGGCGGUUAGCAGAGCACGUCGAGUUUCUGUCCUCAAAGAGAAGACAUUAAUGUUGUUGUUAGCCAACCAGCUAGCACAAGCUGAAAUUUGUUAGCUAGCUAACGUUGGACCCUGUUAGCCUACCGCCACCAUCAUCGCUCCUAGCCAGCUGUGCAUCGCCCUGUCUUCCUACGAUGGGAAACACAGCAACUGCCAAGAAAGGCAAUGAGCAAGAAAGCGAGACUUUUGUGAAAGAGUUCUUAGCUAAAGCCAAAGAAGAUUUUUUAAGAAAAUGGGAGUGUCCACCACAGAGCACAACUGGCCUGGAUGACUUUGAUAGGUUUAAGACUUUGGGCACUGGCUCAUUCGGGCGAGUUAUGCUUGUCAAACAUAAAGGAACAAACCAGUUCUACGCCAUGAAGAUCUUGGACAAACAAAAAGUGGUGAAAUUGAAGCAAAUAGAACACACACUAAAUGAAAAGAGAAUACUACAGGCCGUUUCCUUCCCCUUCCUCGUCAGAUUGGAGUACGCUUUCAAGGACAACUCGAACCUCUACAUGGUGAUGGAAUAUGUGCCCGGUGGAGAGAUGUUCUCACACCUCAGACGUAUUGGAAGGUUCAGUGAACACCAUGCAAGAUUUUAUGCAGCUCAGAUAGUACUCACCUUUGAGUACCUUCACUCCUUAGACCUCAUCUACAGAGACCUGAAGCCUGAAAACCUGCUCAUAGAUCAACAUGGGUAUAUCCAGGUCACAGACUUUGGCUUUGCCAAAAGAGUAAAAGGCAGGACCUGGACAUUGUGUGGAACUCCUGAGUACCUGGCUCCAGAGAUCAUCCUCAGCAAGGGCUACAACAAAGCUGUGGACUGGUGGGCACUCGGAGUUCUCAUCUAUGAGAUGGCUGCUGGUUAUCCUCCCUUUUUUGCUGAUCAGCCUAUCCAGAUCUACGAAAAGAUUGUGUCUGGCAAGGUACGAUUCCCCUCUCACUUUAGCUCCGACCUGAAGGACUUGCUGAGAAACCUGCUUCAGGUAGACCUGACAAAGAGAUUUGGAAACCUGAAGAAUGGUGUGAAUGACAUAAAAAAUCACAAGUGGUUCUCCACAACAGACUGGAUUGCCGUCUACGAGAGAAAGGUUGAAGCCCCUUUCUUACCAAAGUGCAGAGGACCAGGAGAUACAAGCAACUUUGACGACUACGAAGAGGAGGACAUUCGUGUCUCACAAACAGAAAAGUGUGCAAAGGAGUUUGCUGAGUUCUAGUGAGGGGGCAAGAGUCCCAUCAGGGCUCAAGUGUUUUGGGAUAUUUGCACUCUCCUGGGGGUUAAGGUGGAACUGAGGCCGUCACAUGUUCAAAACAAACGUCUCAUUCCUUCAUUCCACACGGCUGAAUGAGGUCCUUCUUGCCAUGAUCCUGCGUGCAGUUAGCACUAACCUAUACACAGGCACAUUAUGCAGACACCCCUUGUGCUGCAACACAGAAAUACUAGACCACUUCCUCAUCUUUUGUCGUUUGUUUUCUACGUUUGCCACUUUUUGAGUAUCGUCCCUCCUCCUUAUUUCAAUUCAAAUAAUUAUUUGAAAAAUAACGUGAAAACCAAUAUUACUCCAAUUUUCAAGUGGCACAAAGAGUGAUUGAUUGUAUUAGCUGGUAUUGCACAUUUUGUGAUAUAAGCUUUGGGAAAAUAGAAGGGAUUCUUGGUUCAAAUUUUUAACACAUAGUUUUACCAGUUGUCUGUCGUCUGUUACAUGCCUGAGUGUGUUUUAGGGUUCAGUUUAUUACUCAUUAAUCAUGAACACUUUAACAUUAACCAUUACUCAUCAUUCUGGUGUCCUUAAGACCUACAACCGUGUAUUUGUGCAUAUAGAAAUAUACAUAUAUGAUACAUACGAUUUGAACACUGUUUUGUUAAAGCAUGACCAAAAUUCAGUCAAAGAAAGUGGUUCAGCGAAGGAAAAGAAACACUGAUGACUUCUUGAAGUUUCUGAGGUUUUAGCACUCGGGCAUUCGAUUCUUGAAGAGACUGAUUAACAGUGACAAGUGUUAUUGUGAAACAGAAACUUGUCAGUGCUGUAUUAGUUGAUCAGUUGUAGCAUUGUUUUAUCCAUAUCCAGUCACAGGACAUUUCCUUUUACCUCAGACUAGGUGUGGUAUUAAAUGAAUGGAAUGAAAUGAUAUAUUUUUCAGGUACAACUCUGUUUCAAAAGAAUGGAAACUGAUGAAGUUUGAGUAUGGUCAUCUGUCUUUGGUAUGUCCAAAAAGAUAUGAAGUACAUUGACAUGGCAUUUUUCAAUAGUUGAAAGGUCAGUUGUUAGAUUUUCAUGUGGGUACGUCAUCGUGGCAACGAAGCAGUGUUGGUCGCAUGGACAUAAUUUGUCCAUUUGGGGUUGCUUUUCGAUUUUGCUUUUAACAGCUAAUCGUGCUUUAGCAGAGCACUUGGAAGACAUUGUGUAACUGCCAUAUUUGCUUUAUUUUCAUAUUUACUUUUGCAUGUUUGUUAUGUUUGUACAGCAGUGUCACAACAAGCUAAUAGUGACCUAACAGUGUUCCCAUCUUUUUUGUUCUUUUUUUUUUUUUGUUGUUACAUUUAAAUAGUUUGAUAGCUUGGGACAUUAGAUAUGUACUUUUUAUCUGGGUGACAUAUUCCUCUGCAUAAUCCAAUUAAAACAAAACUAAACCAUGAAAUACACUUUAACUAUAAAAUAAUAACAAAAAACGGAAAUAUCAUAACCUUGAAGUAUUCAUUCAUCUUGGUCACUUACUUGGUUGAAACAUCUACCUACUGCAGUUAUAGCUCGUAGUCUCUUAGCAUCAUUUUCUAAAAAAUUUGCACACUGUGAUGGAGCAAUAUUUGCUCAUUCUUCCUCGCAAAAUUGCUCAGGCUGAGUCAGGUCAGUUAGAACGUUAAUGGACAAAAAUGCUGUAGUCUUGUCUCAGAUUUUAAAAGGGAAUAAGAUCAAGAGUCUGACUUUUGAAGUACUUUUUUUCCACUGUAAGCCACUCCUGUUAAGUUAUUGUCUACAUAUAUUCAACAUGUAUUUUGUCUCCUUUUUUCUGGGUUUUUUUCUAUACUGGGCACCAUUCAUUUCCCAUUAAUUCUGACACAUUGACUGUCCAUGCUGCUGAAAUGUACUCCCUGCCUCUGCAAACUCCUCACCAGUGUGACAGAUUGUCGUAUUUAAAAAAAAAAAAAAAAAAAAAAAAAAAUCUUUU